Messenger RNA from Paralichthys olivaceus (Japanese flounder), 1369 nucleotides. RefSeq names its product colony stimulating factor 1b (macrophage) (gene csf1b). The record is from RefSeq and is a predicted model, not a curated record. Lineage: Eukaryota; Metazoa; Chordata; Actinopteri; Pleuronectiformes; Paralichthyidae. Gene Ontology annotation, molecular function: growth factor activity; cytokine activity. Gene Ontology annotation, cellular component: membrane.
CUCACUCUGUGCAGGAGGAGCACAUCAGGCAAUGCUUUGAAAAACAGCGCCGCAUGACGAAGUGUCAAAUUUACUUAACAGUAAAUUCCUUUCUCUGGAGCGGGAUUGAAUAUAUGAAAAGGAUCUCUUUGCUUCAAUGUGUGUGACAGAGGAGUCUGGUGUUUUCCAUUGUCAAACACGUACCAGAUGACCAUCCUUGUGUCAACCCUGAUUCAGAGCAAAGCGAAGUUGCAGGUAAAGUGUCUGUGUGUGCUUAUGUUCCUGAGCUUCCCUCUGAAUAUGGCUGAGGUCCCUGGUCCAUGCAGACACUCCAUCACUAGGGAGCACCUGCUUACAGUCAGGAACCUGAUGGAUAACCAGUUGAGAAGUGGUUGUUCGAUAACCUACACAUUCAUAGAACGGAGAAAUUUGAGCAAAUGUUGCUUCGUAAAAGCUGCUUUACCAUGGAUCCUGGAGCUUCUCACCACCCACUUCAAAUAUAACCGGGGGUCAGUCAAUGAUGGCUACGUUCAGUCCCUUAGAGCGCUCAUCCUCAACAUCUAUUCUCAGAAAUGUGUGCCACAGAUUAAUGAAGAGGUUGAAGAUAAGCCAGAGAGUUUCGAGACGCUGUACAGAGGGUCUCCUUCAGAGGCACUGCAGAGGGCUUCAGAGGUGCUGUCUGUUUACUGGGAGCUGAUCACAACCAGCAAUGCACCAGUGGACUGGAGAUGCCAGCACGAAUACACAGAAACCUUUGGCUCUACCACAGAGCUAUUCACAGAGUCACCCGCACAUUUUACAGACAGUUAUGGUAGGAAGUCAGUGAAGGCCUCUCAGAGAAGACCGGUCAAAGACCUGUACAAGCUUGGCUUCAUCAUUGCCUCCAUUUGCGGAGGACUGCUAUUCAUACUCAUGCUCUACUGUCUCAUCUCACACAAGAAAACCCACGACCCUCACAGAUCAAGAUAUACAAACCAAAGCAGAGACCUGCAGGACAUAGAGAUGGAGCCACAAUAAUGUGACACACGGCGCAUCACUGCAGCAGCAGAUGGAACACUUGUGAAGCUGUACAUUUUAUCCAUCACAAACAAGUUGUCAUAUCAGUAUUGUGUGUAAUAUAUCACGCUCACCUAUUUAAUCGGAGGCUUCGCUUUGAUUUAAAGCAAAGAUGGACCUUAUUUGGAUUAAUAUGCUAUGUAUAUUAUGUUUAUGCGUUAUCUUUUGCGGUUCACAAAAAAGUUUUAUUUUUACACUAGUUAUGAAUGUUGAAUAAUGUGUCUCCAUUUGCUGCCACUUAACCAACUGUUUGUAAUGUUGUUUGCCAAACAUUUCCACAAGUUAUUUAUUAGUUUGACUCUAUUCAAUGACCGUAUUGAUAAUAAAAAGUUAA